This is a messenger RNA of Carassius auratus (goldfish), 464 nucleotides long. It is a transcript of the gene cox7a1, whose product is annotated as cytochrome c oxidase subunit 7A1. The transcript has 4 exons. Gene Ontology annotation, cellular component: respiratory chain complex IV. The coding region runs from base 135 to 380 and encodes 81 amino acids. The record is from RefSeq and is a predicted model, not a curated record. Lineage: Eukaryota; Metazoa; Chordata; Actinopteri; Cypriniformes; Cyprinidae. Gene Ontology annotation, biological process: mitochondrial electron transport, cytochrome c to oxygen; regulation of oxidative phosphorylation; mitochondrial respirasome assembly.
GCUUGGCUGUUCCGAGUGAUCUUUCCAUGCCUGACUGCUUGGCUCUGGUUCAAGAGCUCUGCUAUAUGUGUGUGUCCUUGUAAGGGUCCCGACUAGACGAGAAUCAACAAGCUCAACAGAGAGCAGCGUCCGACAUGAAGCAUUUACUGAGUAUUUCCCGGCUAGCCUCCCGGGCCUUCAGCACAACAGUCCGGCAAAUGAAAAACAAGGUGCCUGAGAGGCAGAAGGUUUUCCUGGAGGAUAACGGUCUGCCAGUCCACAUUAAGGGAGGCACCACUGAUGUGCUUCUGUACCGUUUGACCAUGACCAUCACAAUAGUAGGCACUGGCUUUUCCUGCUACUGGUUGCUGGUGGCCUCUAUGCCCAGGAGAAAAGCAUAAUACCUUGGAUACUGCAUGAUGCUGUACAAAUCUAUUUCAUUUUAAAUAUCUUAAACAAUAAAACACAUGUAAGAAAGAGGAAUA